GAUUUUUUGACCUUUGAAGAUGAAGGUCGUUCUCCAUAACAUUUUCUCCUAAUGGAAAGUUCAGAAGAUUCCAGAUUGCCAUUAGAGAUCAAAACCAAACUAGCAGAGCUCGAAGUUGAACUUUCUGAAGGUGAUAUAACAGAAAAAGGAUACCAGAAAAAGAAGCAGAAGCUUCUAGCUCCAUUUAUCAACGCUCCGAUCAACUCAACUAAUUCAUCUAAUCACUCACAUAUUCCUUAUGGUGGAGUUUUACUUCCUGGACUUAAUGAAACGCAUCAUUUAGGCCCACGUGGCCAGGCUGUUGGUUGUGGUGAUAAUGUUACAGAGUCUUUCAGAAAUGAGCCUCAAAAUAAUUCUCCUAUUAAUGCUCAGAAUCGCAGAUACAUUCGUGAAAAUCAUCGAUAUCGAUCGGAUAUCCGAGAGGAGGCAGUGAAGGAGGCUCUAGUACAAGCUCGGCAGGAACGUCAUGAUGCCUUGGCACCUAGUAAACGUCGUGACCCGAGUCGUUUGUCCUGUAUACAUCAAACUCCUGAACGUGAUGCAACAUAUUCUGAUGAUUCGGAUGAAGAUUUGUCGUCAACAUCUGCACACAUUACGCGUUUAGGGAACAAUUUUAAUCAGUCAUCGGGAUUAGGUGAAAUUCCAAGUUCAAGUGUACCGACCAAUGGUGUUUCCGACAGGAAUCAACUCAGAACAUCAACUACUGCUAUUACUGGUCAGAUACGCAAACAACAAUCUCCUGCUAAUCGAUAUGAUGAAGUGCCUUCUUUGGAUGAAAUUCGAUCCUGUCAACCACCGAUUCGAUCUUCAAAUAGAAUAAAUCAAUCAGAUGUAAAUAAUCCAUGGACUUACACAAACCAGCCUUCUAAUCAACAAAAUGGUAAUUUAGAUGGAGCAUUGAGUACCGCUGAUUCGUUUGAACAGUUAGCUGCUCUUGCUGAAGCUCAGUUAAAUUCUAAUAAUUUAGGGAUGUACGAUUAUUCUGAUCCACCAGUUAAUACUGUUUUUCAUCAAUCUCAAGUGAUUUCUACAGCUUAUCAACCCCAGUCUGGAAUCAAUUCAUGUCCAAUAUCCAUGGCUCAGAAUGGUCAGCGAUCUCAUAUAUUUGGCAGUGUUAGUGUGCUCCCUAGUUUUGCUAGUGGUGUCAUAUCAAAUGGUAAUUCAGGACAUACAAAUCAUGAAUUCGUUCCUUCGUCAUCAGCGUAUGACUUACAAGGUCAACAAGAACAGUAUUCUCAGUCAAAUCAGCCAGUUUCACUAGCAUCUUCGUCAUCUGCUGAUCUUGAUAAUAGUAAUGGUAGGAAGUUCUCAUCACCAGUAACAGGAGAGUCAGUUGGACAAGAUCCUUCUUCUGAUACCGGUCAAACGACAGGCUUUGUAUGUCAUAAUCGUGUAUCAGAAAAAAUUCAAAAAUUAGUCAACACUUUGAAACGUCCCAAACGAUAUCCAUUACCCGAAUAUUUUCUUGAUGAUGAAGAUCAAGUACUUGUAAGACCUGUUGUUGAUCCUACGGCACCACGUCCCAGAGGUCUUCCUUCUGAGCCACUUAUAGGAGAAGAGCUAGUUAUACCUUCUGGUUUGCCAAGAAAUCUAGAAUCUGCGCUUCAGCGUUACGCUAGCUUGAGUUGUAAAACACCUGCCUUAACUUGUUUAGACGUAUCUGGCAGGCCAACUCAGGUGCUAACUUACGCGAAAUUGCUGCAACGUGCCAUCCGGAUAGCCUACACACUUUUGAAUAAAUUGGGUCAUCGUGGAGAGCAGAGCUUAAAACCUGGAGACCGUGUCGCAUUGGUGUACGCUAAUAAUGAACCAAUCAGUUUUCUGUGUGCAUUUUAUGGCUGUAUUUUGGCCAGUGUGAUUCCAAUAGCAAUCGAAGUUCCAUCUCCUCGUCGAGAUGCUUCGUGUCAAAGUAUGGGAUUUUUAUUAGGUAGUCAGGAUGCACGUAUAGUUUUGGCUAGUGAGCAGUGUUAUAAAGCUUUACAACGUGGUCCUAACGGUGAGAUAUUAUCAUUUUCUGGUUGGCCACGUGUUACAUGGAUUAAUACAGACCAUCAUGCUAGUGGAACUAAACCACCGAAAGAUUGGACUCCUCCUGAUCGACUAACAAAUGAUGCAACUAUGUACUUAGAAUAUACAUUUAGUAAAGAUGGCAGUGUACAUGGUGUAAUGAUAAGUCGACGUGCGGCUCUUUCUCAUUGUCGAGCAUUAACUGUAGCUUGUAAUUAUUCUGAAGAGGAUGUUGUUGUCUGUGUUGUAGAUUGCCGCCGACAAAUUGGAUUAUGGCAUGCUGUUUUGACGAGCGUCUUCAAUGGGUUACAUGUAAUAUUUGUGCCUUAUUCAGUAAUGCAGAUUGAUCCUGGCUCUUGGUUACGCAUGGUUACCAAGUACCGAGCAACCGUUGCUAUUGUAAAAAGUCGUGAUAUGCAUUGGGCAUUAUUAGCUGAACGGGAUCAUCCCAAUGUAAAUUUAUCUUCAUUACGUAUGCUUCUAGUUGCAGAUGGAUCAAAUCCUUGGUCUUUAAACUCUUGUGAUUCUUUUACACAAAAAUUUCGAUCUCGAGGAUUUUGUCCUGAAGCUAUCUGUCCAUGCGCUGGAAGUUCAGAAACACUAACACUUUGUUUACGUCGUCCACCUCAUCAAAUGAAUUCAGUAAAUGGAAAAAUAUGCACAAAUCCUCGUUCUGAUUCAAUUAUAGCCUCUUCACCUACUUCAGUAAGAGGAGUUAUUUCGAUCCAUAGUCUUACUUAUGGUGUUGUGCGUGUUGAUACUGAAGAUUCACUAACUUCACUUACUUUACAAGAUUGUGGACAGGUUCUGCCAGGAGCUUCAGCAGUUGUCAUACGUUUGGGUCCCAAACCAAUACUUUGUCAAACUGAUGAAGUUGGUGAAAUAUGCUUAUCUUCUGAUUGUACUGGUUCUGGAUAUUGGGGUCUUCGUGGUCAAACUGACGCACAUUUUCAUGUGGAACCGAUACAUGAAGAUGGUUCUCCUGUAUGUUCUUCUGCUGGUGUUAAAAAGUAUACACGAUCUGGAUUAAUGGGGUUUCCUGGUCCAGCAUCAUCUGGUGGUUUAAUCUUUAUAUCCGGUUGCAUUGAUGGUUUAAUGACUAUUGCAAGUAGACGUCACAAUGCUGAUGAUAUUAUAGCAACAGUUCUCGCUGUUCAACCGACAAAAAUUAUCUAUAGAGGGAGGAUUGCUGUUUUCUCAGUGGAUUUAUUGAAAGAUGAACGUCUUGUUAUUGUAGCUGAACUAAGACAAGGUUAUUCAGACGAAGCUGCUUUCACAUGGAUGUCUCUUGUACUGCAAGCUGUUGAUAGUAUUCAUCAAGUUAGUGUUUAUUGUUUAGCUUUGGUCCAUCAAAAUACAUUGCCGAAAACACCUUUUGGUGGAAUAAAUUGUCAUUCUGUGAAAAGACUUUUUUCUGAAGGUCAUUUGCAUCCUACAGCAUUGUUGCUUUGUCCGCAUUCUGCUAUACAAAAUCUACCCCAACCUCGACAACUCAGACCUAGUUUGGUUGGACCAUCUGCUAUGAUGGUCGGUCAAGUUGUUCAAGGAGUUAGGCUUGCAGAGGCACGUGGAAGACCUUUAGGAUCAUCUCCAUCUUCUAAUAUAACUUCUGGUUCACCUGAUAAUGAAUUUCAACUGUUAACUGAGAUACUUAUUCACAGAGCAAACCACACUCCAGACGACAGAUUAUUUACUGUUUAUAAUACUAAAGGACAAGAAGUUUCGACACUUACUUGUAGUCAACUUUUACGUCGUUCAGAAAGAUUAGCAGUUCAGUUAAAAGAAAAAGGUAAAGCUCAAGUGGGAACAAUUGUUGCGUUACUAUAUCCUCCAGGCACUGAGCUUGUUUGUGCAUUUUACGCUUGUCUUCUAAUUGGUGCCAUUCCUGUACCGGUACGCCCGCCUCGAAUAGACUCUUCUGCUCCUGGCGGUGGUAGCUCUGUUAGUGCUACAAUUAGUUCUGGUCCCAUUGGGCUGUUAUCUGGACCACCUGGUUCAGGAUCAUCAUCCGGUAUAAGUUUAUUAGGUUUAGGAGGUGGUGGUGGGCAUAAUGGGAAUUCACCGGUUAGUGGUAGUGCUGGUCAAUUGUCUUCUGGUACUGGAAGCUUUCCCAAUGUAUACUUUCGGCCGAACACUCCUAGUUUAGACGCUUCGUUGGAUUUAAUUUGGAAUGUUGUAAAGCACUCAGGAGCAACAGUUAUUUUCACGCAAAAUAAUUUGAUUAAACUAUUAAAAUCUAAGGAGGCUACUAAUCGUAUUCCGUUUAAUCAUUGGCCAAUAAUACUUGACUCUGAAGAAUACAAUAGACGGAAAUCGAAUUUCACUAUACAAGCACCUUGUUUAGAUCAACCAAUUGCUUAUUUGGAUUUUGCUGCAUCAACAACAGGUACACUAACUGGAAUUCGUGUAACGCAUCAAGUCGUUUAUGCGUUAUGUCGAGCUCAAAAAAUUCAAUGUGAAUUUUAUCCAACUCGUGAAGUUGUAUUGAGUCUUGAUCCAUAUUCUGGUCUUGGAUUCACUUUAUGGACAUUAACAUCUGUUUACUGUGGACAUCAUUCAGUACUGAUACCUCCAAGUGUUACAGAAAUAGUACCUGAUUUAUGGCUUACUAUAUGUAGUCAAAGAAAAGUUCGUGAUGCAUUUUGUUCACAUUACACUAUGGAAUUAGCUACACGUUACUUGACUAAACAAAUGUCUAUUUUAAAGCAACGUGAAAUAAGUUUAUCAAGCAUCCGAAGUUUAGUUGUUGUAGCUGAAGAACGUCCCCGGAUUCAUUUGACUUCCAUGUUCACUAAGUUGUUUUCUAGUUUGGGUUUAACAGGACGUGCUGUAAGCACUUCAUUCGGUUGUCGAGUUAAUUUAGCGAUUUCUUUACAGGGUGCUAGUUCACCGGAAAGCACAACUGUUUAUGUAGAUCGUGUCAGCUUACGAAAUGAUCGUGUUAAAUUACUAGAAAAAGGAUCACCACAUAGUCUGUGUCUUAUGGAAUCUGGGAAAUUAUUACCUGGUGUACAUGUAGUAAUAGCUAAUCCUGAUACACUAGGUCAGUGUGCUGAUUCACAAUUAGGCGAAAUAUGGGUAUCAUCUCCCCACAAUUCUACUGAACUAUUAGGUCCAUUCGAUAGUGCUAGUUUAAAUCGUCCUACUGGUGUUGCUUCACAACCUGUACCAGGAAUAAAUGCUGGUGAUUCUUUACAUGCUCGUUUAGUUACUGGUGAUACUGAAAGAGUUUAUGCACGUACUGGAUUUUUAGGUUUUGUUCGACGGACCGAAUUAACUCAAUCUGAUGGAGAACUACAUGAUGCCAUAUUUGUCGUAGGCAGUUUAGAGGAAACCAUUUUACUACGUGGAAUGCGCUUUCAUCCAAUCGAUAUUGAGAAUACUGUGAUGCGUUCACACAAGAAAAUAUGUGAAUGUGCUGUAUUUAGUUGGUCGAAUUUAUUGGUUGUAGUCGCUGAACUAGCUGGUGAAGAGAACGAAGCAAUGGAUCUUGUUCAUCCAAUCACAGCACAUGUAUUAACUGAACAUCAAAUGAUUGUUGGUGUUGUUGUAAUAGUAGAUCCUAGAACAGUACCAAUUAAUCCAUCUGGUGAAAAACAACGAAUUCUAUUAAGAGAUAGUUUUGUUAAUGACAAAUUGGAUCCAAUCUAUGUUUCAUAUAAUAUGUAAAUUGUAAAAUCAAACAUUGUUUAUUCAUAAAUAACUUAUGUGUAUGUUAGUGUGUUUAUUUGCUUUCUAUAUGGCAAUAUUCGUUGCUUCUGAUCUGUUUUUUUUUUAAGGUUAGGGUCAACUUUUUGUUGUUUAUCUUCUUUUGUUUUUGAAAAAAAAAGUACUUCAGUUCCAAUGUUAUUCUUCCAUGUAAUAAUUCUUUUGAUAAUUUCUAUAUAUCAGUAACAACAUACCAUGCCAUUCAUUAUUCGUUUUUGUUUGCCAUUUCUUUGAAAAUUAAUUAGGAUAUAAUAGCAGUAAUUAAUAUUGUUUAUUAUUAUUAUUAUUAAUAAAUGAAGUGAUCCUGUUUCAGAACAACAUUUGUUAAUGAUGGGAUUUGCUUUCGUUUUUUAAAGAAGAAAAAACACACAACAGAACUCUCUCUAUUUUCCCCUGAUUGUACCGUUGAUACAAUUUUAGUAUUAUUUGUUAAUUUACUUCGAUUUUGUUACGUAUUUCAGUUUUCUAAUUGGUUACUGCUGCUUUAAGUAAUAAAUCAAUCUAUUAACCAUCAUCGUCUACACCUAUUUAAGUCAUAUAUAAACCGAUAUGCAUAUUUGUAAAACAAGGGUAUUUCACCAUUCUUUAUUCGAUUAAUUUUGUUUUCAUUGUUAAUUUCGUGUAGCUGUUCUUUUUUUUGGAAUGUAUACUAUUUAAGAAAUUUACCAUUUAACUAAAGCAUUUUCCCUGUGUAUAAUAUUUAAAAAAAAUUCGAGUAUUGACCUGCUCCCCGCUUUUUCCUGUUUCUUGAUUACUGUUCUGUCAAUUAUUAUUAUUUCUUGAAUUGAUUUUAUUUAUUUCUGUAACCGGUGCUUCUGGUUUUCCUUCCCCCUUUUUGUCUCUCGUAUUAUCUUUUAAUUGAAUACAUUUUCAGCUUGACUAUUUAAAAGCAUCAUAUUCCACUGUGUGACUUCAUAUUGUGCAUACGUCUAAUUAUGGACAUCCAAUCACCCCUGAUCUGAUUUAUAUGCCCAGUAGUGAUAUAACUGGUAUAUAUAUAUAUAUAUAUAUAUA
Messenger RNA from Schistosoma margrebowiei, 6729 nucleotides. Lineage: Eukaryota; Metazoa; Platyhelminthes; Trematoda; Strigeidida; Schistosomatidae. The record is from the annotation of a GenBank genome assembly.